AUGAAGGGAUCGCCAUACUUCUGUCGAGAUGCUUGUUGUCAUUAUUUGUUUGUUUCUCUGAGGAUCAAAGUAAUAAAAGUGAAUUUUAGCACAUUUCACUGUUCUGGCACCAGAAACUCUUCCAAAUCUCUUCUUAGGACUUUCAGCUCGCCACGAAAUUUGCUCGCUCAUCGGCUGGAACCCACAGGAAUCUUGUUAUCGUUGGCUAAGAAAGGAAUGAUCGCCAAGCCCAAGUGUAUCGUUUCUUUCGGCCGAGAAGUGUUCAGACGUCCUCAAGAUUACGACUUCAACUUUUCAUCAGAUUUAUCUCUCGUGCUCUAG
Cylicocyclus nassatus is the source of this 321-nucleotide messenger RNA. Lineage: Eukaryota; Metazoa; Nematoda; Chromadorea; Rhabditida; Strongylidae. The record is from the annotation of a GenBank genome assembly.